This is a messenger RNA of Papilio xuthus (Asian swallowtail), 4571 nucleotides long. It is a transcript of the gene Cals, whose product is annotated as calsyntenin 1. Gene Ontology annotation, cellular component: cell surface; postsynaptic membrane. Lineage: Eukaryota; Metazoa; Arthropoda; Insecta; Lepidoptera; Papilionidae. Gene Ontology annotation, molecular function: calcium ion binding. The record is from RefSeq and is a predicted model, not a curated record. The coding region runs from base 179 to 3061 and encodes 960 amino acids. The transcript has 20 exons. Gene Ontology annotation, biological process: homophilic cell-cell adhesion; positive regulation of synapse assembly; positive regulation of synaptic transmission.
AGACUCGAAUGGAAUCGAUGAGCACAUCCGUCAUCCGCCACCAUCCGCCAUUUGCGAUAGAAAAGCCGAACGCUGUAUUGCUGUUCCGCGGCGCGAGUGACGUCGGUUUGAUUAUGUCGAGUGUAUAAAUUAUUAUUUCAAUAAAACUGUGAACAGUGUCUGCAUUUGACCGGUUAAAAUGAUUGUGAGAUUACUGAGCCUGUUGUUCGUGGGGAUUUUAGCGGUCUCGGUGCAGAACGUCGAAGGCAACAACGACAAUGAAGACGUCCCGUACCUGGAGCUGGCGGAGCCGGAGGAGGGUUACCAUGGGCUGAUCCGUGAGAACGAGACGUUGGUGGAGGUGACGCCAGCCAUACGUGCGCGCGGCCCGCUCUGCUCCUUCCUCAUCCUUAACAACAAGCAUCAUGGGGAGGCGCCUUUCGAGAUCAUGGUGAUUGACGAGAACGAGGCGCGGCUGCGCGUGCGCUACCCGCUCAACUGCGAAAAGCGACGCAACUACAAGUUUGAUAUCGCCGCAGUCGGCUGUGACGGCUCCUACUCUAACACGGUUCCUGUACAUAUAACGGUGUCGGACGUGAACGAGUUCGCGCCGGUGUUCAGCCAGGCGGCGUACGUGUGCAGCGUGGAUGAGGGCAAGAUGUACGAGGAGCUGGUUCGUGUGGAGGCCACUGAUAGAGACUGCACGCCGCACUAUGGCGAUGUCUGCAAGUAUGAGAUCCUCGACGACAACAACCAGCCCUUCACUAUUGAUAACGAAGGAGUGAUCCGCAACACGGAGCCGCUGGACUACGAGAAGUCGCACAACCACAUCCUGUCUGUGGUGGCAUACGACUGCGGCAUGAUGCAGUCCGCGCCCGUCAUGGUCACCAUCAAAGUCAACAAGCCCUGCCGCGCCGGCUGGAAGGGUCUUGCUGAGCGCGUGGACUACGCGCCGGGGUCUGGCCCGCUGGCGCUAUUCCCGGGCGCGCGGCUGGAGGCGUGCACCAGUGACGAGCGGUGCCCGGCCGUUACACGCAUCCAGGCGCUCGUCUCACUGCGAGCCUCGCGCGCCGGCGCCGCCUGCGACCGCGACACCUACUCGCUGCACUCACAGCGCACCAUAUGCGGUCUGGAUCCGAAAACUAUCGAUCUACUGCCGAGCCCCGGAGCGGGCAACGAGUGGGCAAAGUCCUUGAAACCAGAAUCAGGGCACGACGGCGAGGAGAUGUUCGAGUUCGACGGAGAGACGACAUCGGCGGUGGUGCCGGAGAGCGUACUGGGCCACUCGCUGGGCAGCAGCUUCGCCAUCUCCACCUGGCUGCGGCAUGCACCGCGCCCCGACCAGGACAAGCAUCGCAAGGAGCACGUGCUCUGCCUCGCCGACGACCACAAGAUGAACCGUCACCACUACGCACUGUUCGUGCGCAACUGCCGCCUGAUCUUGCUGCUACGGCGAGACUUCGGCGAGGGCGACCUCAACAUCUUCCGCCCCGCGGAGUGGCGGUGGAAGAUACCGGAGGUGUGUGACAACGAGUGGCAUCACUACGCGAUCAACAUUCGCUUCCCGACGGUGGAGCUGUACGUGGACGGCGAGCCCUACCGCGCGACCGACGGCAAGGGGCCCGAGGUCAUCGACGACUGGCCGCUGCACCCCGCGCACGGCAUCAACACCACGCUCGUCGUCGGCGCUUGCUGGCAAGGCACGGAGGGCGACAUGAAGCAUCACCUGCGCGGCUGGCUGGCGGGGCUGGGCGUGCUGCCUGGCGGCCAGCAGCCCGCCGCCGCGCUGCGCUGCGCCGCGCGCUGCCGGGAGGGACUCAGCCUUGCACCCGAUAUAUAUCUGAAGUCGGUGUCGGUGGAAGGCGACGGUGCAGGCGAGGUGGAGACUCUGGUGCGGCGCGUGGCGUAUGGAGACGCCCGCGCUUUCCCCACGCCCGGGAGACGCAACGUGCACCUCGACACCACAAUCACAUGUGACAACGGACGCAUCAUAAAGGCGCGACCCGCGGAGUCGUACGUGAUGGUGCUGCAGCCGCAGACGCCCAGCAUCCUGCUGAACGGCAGCGGUGACGCGGCGCGAGAUUACGCGCACUUCCGCGCCGGCCUGCGCGUCUUCGCCGACCUCAGCGUGCGCGUCGUCGCGCGCGACCAUGGCACUUUGCAUGAGACGGCGAGCCAGAAGCUGGAUUCGUGCACGGUGUCGGUGUACCCGGCGCUGAACCCCGACCACGAGGCGUUGGCGCUGCGCGGCGGCGUGCUGCCCGCCAGCGACGUGCGCGCCGCGCUCUCCCGCGAUGGCGUCUCGCUCAGCGGCGCUGACUCCGUGCACAACUACCAGAAGGUGCUGCGCUCCAUCGAGUACAGCAACAAGAAGCCGGCCUACUACCUCAACCGCGUCUUCAAGCUCACCUGCUCCGAGCUCAACGGCCGCUUCACCAGCAACGAGUACAUACAGACGUUGACUGUGGUGCAUCCCCGCGCUAGCUCAUCGGGCGAGGCGGCGCACGCGCUGCGCCCCAGCGGAUUGGCCGACAAGCUGGAUGCCGUCGCCAGGGACAAGGCUCCGCACGCGGCCGAGGGUCUGGAAGGCCUGGCGACGGCGCCGCGCGUGUUCGCCGCGCAUGCUCAGCGCAGCGCGCACGCCGCCGACCUGCCCGCGCCGCGCCUGUUGGACCUGCGCAUCGAGCACGAGCACGCGCAAACCAACCACGUGGCGCUAGUAAUGGGUGCGGUGGCGACGGGCGCGGUGGUGGCGCUGAUCGCGGUGGGCGUGGCCCGCGCCCGCGCCGCCCGCCGUCCCGCCCCCGGCCCGCGAGCCCGCCCCCUGCCCCGCCCCGAUGCCGAGAUGGCCUGGGACGACUCCGCUCUCACCAUCACCGUCAACCCCAUGGAUGAUAGUGUCGGUGCUGCGGGCGAGGAGUGCGGGCGCGCGGGCGACAGCUCGGCCGAGUCCUGCUCCGACUCCGACAGCGACAGAAACGACUCCGAGGACGAUGACGACGACGAUGGUGAACCUCUGCCGGGCAAGCAGCAUAAGUACCGCAACAUCAGCCAGCUGGAGUGGGACAACAGCACGAUGUAAUGCCCCGCCCCGGCCACGCCGCCGCCCCCGCCCCCGCCCCAAGCGGCAUGUACUUAUCCCGCCACUCCCCUCCCCGCCAUCUGCGCGGCCGUCUUAUCUCUCGUAACUCGCCCAAAUCGCCUCCGCCGUACGCUCCCCUUUGCUAUUUAACUAAAUAACGAUGUAUUUGUUCAAAUAAGACGGCCCUCUGACGUCACACUCGAAUGUUCUCGCAAACAGUUAAUGGAAUUGAUGUUUUAGUCUCUGUGGGUACAGACUCGCCGCGGUGUUGUGCAAAAGGCACUCUAUUGCGUCGCGAUAGAGUACCAACUAGCGUACUCUCAAGCUUCAGCACUUUCUCGCGGCACAAGACUUUCUAAUGUAAGAUUUGUUAGUCUCUAAAACUAAGGUCUCAAAAUUGAUCAUAUCAACUUUAUACGUAAUGAAUAAUUUCUCCCUCGCUCGCUUGUCCGGCUGCUGAGGCUCGUCCGUCUGUUUGUCUGUUUCUAGAACUUGUGACACUUUUCUAUCGUUUUUUUUCUAACGUAAGUGAAGCGAUGUAUGUUAUAAUAAAAUCUGUAGUCGUUGUAAUUUCGUAUGGAGUCGGAUAUGUAAGGUUUAGUGUUAAGAGGUCAAUCGCUCUUUGUAUAUUACUACACUAAGUGACGCUUGCGCCGGCUGCGCGCCGCCCGCCGCCCGCCGCCCGCUCUCCCCCGCCCAUAACCCUUGGACCCGCCCCCGUCUGGCGAGGCCCCGCCCACUCUGCCUCGAAGUCCCGAGGCCGCAUUUAACAAAGUACAAGACGGAUCAAAUAGAUUCGUACCCUGUACAAAAUACGUCUUCACUGGUAGUUGUAAUGUGUCGCCGGCGCGCCCCAACACUUCUAACCCUCUAUGAGCUUUUAAACAAAAAAUCGGCUUAAACGUAUUUUAGGCACAGAGUUAUUUGAAAACGUACAUAGAUGUAUAUUAUACAAGUACUAUAUUAACGAUGUCGUUUUAGGAUCAGCUAUAGAUACUAUAUAAUAAUUAUAUAUAUAUUUUGAAUGCGUUAAGAAAAUUUUUACUAACGUUUAGGUGUAAGCUACGUGUUAGUUUCGGUGACGCACACGCGCACAACGAGCGCGGCCCCCGUACGCCCGCUCCUUAGUUAAGUUUUACUGUUCCCUCACGUCGGGUGUUUCAUUGGCCGGAGGGCAGCAGCCGCGCCGCACGGGAGAGGAGGGCAUUGCGAAUGUCCUGUCUUUUCUUCCAGCUAUUCCAUCUUACAGCGACGCCCCUGUGUCGGCGGCGGCCGCGCUCUCCGUCUUGCAUAUCAUGGACUUAUUGCCAUAUUAGCGUAGAGUAACUGUAAGGCGCUCGAGUUUACACUAUCUAAGCGAUCCUUGUCGACAUAAUCACGGUGUUGUUUUACGAGCUGUUUGUCGCGGUGGCCGGCACAUCGCUCAAACGUCGCUCAAUUUGACGUCUCUGACGCUUAUGUAACGCUCAGCGAGACGAGAUGCGACAUUGAUAGCUGUCAGAGUCAAGAA